Naegleria gruberi is the source of this 872-nucleotide messenger RNA. RefSeq lists its product as uncharacterized. Lineage: Eukaryota; Heterolobosea; Eutetramitea; Acrasida; Naegleriidae. The annotation marks the transcript as partial. The transcript has a single exon. The record is from RefSeq and is a predicted model, not a curated record.
GUCCGUGUCUUUCUACAGGAGUAUGUGAUUGCCCUUAUGGUUGGACUGGAGAUAGUUGUGAAUUUGCUAUCUGUUUCAAUGUUGCUGCUAAUGAUGCUUCAGUUUGUGGUGGAAAGGGAUCUUGUAUUGAUAUUGAUAGAUGCCAGUGUAAUGCAGGAUAUAGUGGAACUAAAUGCUCUGAUUAUUCAUGUUUUGGAGUGCGAUCCAAUUCAACAACAGUUUGUUCUUCACAUGGUGUUUGUCUUUCUCCAGAUAAAUGUCAAUGUGCUUUGACUCUGGAAAAAGGAUUUUGGAACGGACAACAGUGUGAUUCUUGUAAACUACCUUAUACAGGAGUUAAAUGUAAUACCAUUCCCCAAACUGACAAAUGUCAAGACGAUGUUACUUGCUUUGGGCAUGGUAAAUGUAACUCAAAAGGAAGCUGCGUUUGUACUGGAAACUUUUAUGGAACCAACUGUAAUGGUUGUAAAACUGGAUACUAUGGUUAUGAUUGUAAUGUUUAUUGCGAUCCAAAAAUCACAUGUUCUGGAAAUGGAUAUUGUGACAGUAUAUUAGGAGGUGUUUGUACAUGUAACAAUAACCUAUCAAAUGGUUAUUUCACUGGAACUAAUUGUAACAAGUGUCAAUCUGGUUACUAUGGAAAGAAAUGUUCAACUCAAAUAUUGGGACCUCCUAUAGUAUCAAAUCUUGGCAAUAGCAUGACCCUCACAAUAACUGGAGUCUACAGCAAACAAAAUAUUCCAUGUAGUAGAAUUUUGACAACUCCAUCAGUGGAAAGAACAACCGUUGUGGAGAAUUUGUUAUUGAAUUUGGAGAUGCUUACGAUAUUUCUCCAGGAGAAUCAACAAUCCUAUUUAGAACUGACAUGUUAG